AUUACGGCCCGUGGGAGUCUACAGAGUCAGCAGCAACAGCAGACGACUCAACUCAAGACUGUGUGGACUGAUCACAAGCGACUCGACAGUGUAGCGCGAUGAGUGGGGACGAUAGGAAGGGCGUCCCGCCUUAUAUGGUGCCAGUGGAGGGAGGAGACGGUGGAGUAAAGGUUUAUCACGUCCACACGCCAUUCACUCCUCCAGAGAGCUCCCAUUCAGGGCUACCAGUAUACACAGGUGGUUUGGGCUCCUCCCCAGAUAACGAUGGCAAAAACAAGUAUGUGAGCUAUGACACAGCACUGGGCUUCAACCCCGGCAUGGCCACCUGCACCUCCUGCCAGCAACAGGUCAUGACCAACGUGACCUACAAGGCCGGCCGAUACGCCUGGCUCAUGUGCCUGCUCUUCGUCUGCCUCGGGUUGGUGCUCUGCUGCUGCCUGAUCCCCUUCUUCAUGAACAAGUUUAAGGAUGCCUACCACACGUGCCCCCGCUGUAACAGAGUGCUGCACAUCGAGAAGAGAAAAUGUUGUAAAUGACAGACAUGAUGCACAUUUGAACACAUGGAAAUGACCAGAUGAGGAUUAGCAUUUUUAGCCUAAGCAAAAUCAAACAUUAACACUUCUAAGAUUCCUCUCUCGAGAUUAGGAGUGAUUUUGCUUAAAUUAAGCACGUCCGAUGCAUGUUGCGUUCCAGCAGAAAAACGUAACCUCUUCUUAACGCUUUAAAAACUUUGAAAUGAAGGUUUGUAAAUAGACUUAAUCAAAUACUUUUAUUUGAACAUAUUUCCUUAACUUCUUAAAAUGCCUGCUUAUUUAGUAUUAUGUUUACAUUGUUAUCCAUCACACUGCCAGUUAUUAAAUUAAAAAUACAAAAUUGAUUUAGUCACUGGUUUUAAAAAUAAAUAAAUGUUGAAUUAUAAGCUAGUUUAAAUAUAAUUCUUAAAAAUUUAAUGUAAAAACAAAUGAUGCAUUUUUCCAACCCUCUCUCACCUCAGAAUAUGGUUCACUGUACAAGUAUUUGCAAUGCCAUUUCUCAAAUAAACUAUAAAC
Messenger RNA from Periophthalmus magnuspinnatus, 1049 nucleotides. It is a transcript of the gene litafd, whose product is annotated as Lipopolysaccharide-induced tumor necrosis factor-alpha factor homolog-like. Gene Ontology annotation, molecular function: zinc ion binding. Bases 99 to 536 code for a protein of 145 amino acids. NCBI's taxonomy places the organism in Eukaryota, Metazoa, Chordata, Actinopteri, Gobiiformes, Gobiidae. The transcript has 5 exons. The record is from RefSeq and is a predicted model, not a curated record.